Molecule: messenger RNA, 6030 nt
Organism: Culex pipiens pallens (northern house mosquito)
Lineage: Eukaryota; Metazoa; Arthropoda; Insecta; Diptera; Culicidae
Gene: Galphao
Product: G protein alpha o subunit
Exons: 9
Coding region: 926-1990 (354 amino acids)
Biological process (GO): adenylate cyclase-modulating G protein-coupled receptor signaling pathway
Cellular component (GO): heterotrimeric G-protein complex
Molecular function (GO): G-protein beta/gamma-subunit complex binding; GTPase activity; G protein-coupled receptor binding
Source: RefSeq, a predicted model, not a curated record
ACCGCUGCUGCUAUCUACAUCAGGGGGAAAAAGUCAAACCGAGUAGGAGAAAAGUGCGAGUGUGAGGAGUAGUGAGUUUUCCAGCAGGCAAGCAGAAGCAUCUCGGUCGGCACGGGACGGGCGCCCACUUUUGUGCGAAAAUCUCCAGUGAAAAGUUACUCUGUCCGGUGUCCGGUGUGUCGCGCCGUUUAUCAAUGAAAUCCGUUCCGUCGCGAUCCGAGCAGGCUGGUGGUGCAGUGUAGAGCUAGCUUCCGCGAGAACGCAACCGGGAAACAACGGCCACGGCCUACUCUGCGUGCGAGCGAACCCUUCCCUGAACACGGUGAUGGUCUCCCCUCCCGCACACACAGCAAUUCAACAGUUCAAAUAAAAAUCAAGCAAGUUUGGUACGGUGUGUGACUCCCAUCUUUCUUUUUUUUUCUCCACACCGUUGUCGUUUUUCUCGGGAAAACGGAAAAACUGUUUGUGUGAGAGUGGUCGUGGAAAUCACCAGUGGAAAAGUGGAAAUCUUUACUGCCGAAUUCGAGUUUCGUUUCUUCGCAAAGUGUGCAAGAAGGAGCUCUUCUCGCGUUAAUUCGUAAUCACCAAGUGCUAAAAUGAAAGGAGAAGAAUAAAGGAAAACAUCUGUUUAUUUAGUGAUGUAUUUAACAUAAAUACACCGGGAUCGGCAAAAAGAGAAGCCAAACGCACUUGAAGGAAGAGAGAGAAAAAAAUUCAGAACAACUCUGAAAAAAGACUGAUAAAUAAAUAAGAGAUCACCGAAACGUGUAAACAACGCGAAACGGAUCGAGAAACACACAGAUACGAGCAUUGUACGGAAGAAGGGUGUGUGUUGCGUCACGCAUCCAGGACCAGCCGCGCGACAGCAUCUCGGUUUCGGAACGGCCACUGCCAGCAGCUAACGACACACCAGCAGGUCAUCAGCAUGGGAUGCGCAUCGUCUGCCGAGGAACGUGCGGCCGUCGCACGGUCCAAGCAAAUUGAACGCAACCUUAAAGAGGAUGGCAUCCAGGCGGCGAAGGAUAUCAAACUGCUGCUGCUCGGCGCUGGUGAAUCUGGAAAAAGCACAAUCGUAAAACAGAUGAAAAUCAUUCACGAAAGUGGCUUCACGUCAGAGGACUUCAAACAGUACCGGCCGGUGGUGUACAGCAACACAAUCCAGUCGUUGGUGGCAAUACUGCGAGCGAUGCCCAACCUGAGCAUCGCCUUCGGAAAUAACGAGCGGGAGUGUGACGCAAAGAUGGUGUUUGACGUGGUGCAGCGGAUGCACGACACAGAGCCAUUCUCGGAAGAUUUGCUGUUAGCGAUGAAAAGACUGUGGUCCGACAAUGGUGUGCAGGAAUGCUUCUGCCGCAGUAACGAGUACCAGCUGAACGACUCGGCUAAAUACUUCCUUGACGACCUAGACCGGUUGGGAGCGAAAGAUUAUCAGCCUACUGAGCAGGAUAUUCUACGGACACGUGUCAAAACAACCGGUAUCGUAGAGGUGCACUUCUCCUUCAAGAACCUUAAUUUCAAACUGUUUGACGUCGGUGGCCAGCGGUCCGAGAGAAAGAAAUGGAUCCACUGCUUCGAGGAUGUCACCGCCAUCAUCUUUUGCGUGGCCAUGUCGGAGUACGAUCAGGUGUUACACGAAGACGAAACCACGAACCGUAUGCAGGAGUCGCUGAAGCUGUUCGACUCGAUCUGCAACAACAAAUGGUUCACGGAUACCUCAAUCAUUCUGUUCUUGAACAAGAAGGAUCUGUUCGAGGAGAAGAUCCGGAAAAGUCCGCUGACAAUCUGCUUCCCCGAGUACACCGGUGGCCAGGAGUACGGCGAGGCAGCGGCCUACAUCCAGGCGCAGUUCGAGGCUAAAAAUAAGUCCACAUCAAAGGAAAUCUACUGUCACAUGACGUGUGCAACGGACACCAACAACAUUCAGUUUGUGUUCGAUGCCGUCACCGAUGUGAUCAUCGCGAACAAUCUGCGGGGCUGUGGCCUGUACUAAGGCGGGACCGUGGCUGGGCCAUGGCUAUAUUUUAUUUUUCGUUUUUUUUAUACUACGAUUUUUACCAGUACACUCUCUUUAUGCUUUUUUUUUUGUAACAGGGAAGAUGAGACAACAGUAAUUAUUACAAAUUUGACUACAAAGUAUGUAGAGAUGCGAGAGAGGAAAACGGUAGAAAAGUUUAUAUUACAAUGAAGGUGGGUUGAAACGGAACACAGAAAGCGCCACAAUGUGAGAAAUUGAGAAAUAGAAAAAAAAAAGUAUGGUAAAAGUGUGCAGGAAAAGGAUGAAACAAGCAAGAAUAUCGGUGUUCAUUACAGAAGAAUAGUACAUAUUUUACUAUUUUUUCAAACACUACAUUUAAUACAAAAACAUGAACAGACACUUGAUCGCAAUGCAGAAAUAUUUAAGGCUUCGAAGCUCAAGUCAUUUGAGGGGGCAGUUCACAAUUCAGCACAAAAAACCGUAAAGAUUCAUUUCACUCUCUGCUCUCAUACUCUCAUACAUGUAUCGUCUCUUUGUUUGCUCUAAAGUUUACAAACUAAGUUUAUUUAUUGCGUAUUCAUUUAGAACAAUUUGGAAGAAACUAAGUUAGACAAAAAUCAACAAAUAUGCUUACAGCCAGGCUUUAGUUGUGACCAAACCAAAUCGCAGAAGGCUGGGAAGCCUUCAAAAUCAAAAAGCUCAAAGUGCGAGUCGCGUAGCUUGACAGCGUAAAAGAACAAAGCAUGCCAUGAAAUUUUAUGUUUAUACACACACAUGCAAAUGCAUCCGAAUUGUACAUACAACUACUUUAUUUGAUAAGAGCUUACAAUAUGUAAAAAAAAAACUGAACGAAUGUGAAGCAAGCAAAAUCGUGCAAAAUUGUAAACAACGCGCACUUAUUUAUUUAUUUACAACUUUAAUUGUAUUUCUAGGGUUUAUUUAUUUCACAUUUGCUUUCAGCUAUUCCAUUGGAAAAAUCACAAAUAAUGCAAUCAAUUGCACAACACAGGAGGAUUGAGCAUCUCACUAACAUUCCUGACCGCACACACUGCUGCUUUGGCCGGAAAAUGUGACCAAAACAGUUCGGCAGAAAACUGCAAAGUAUUAUUGCUUUUUGUGCAUUCCUUCGUGUACAAAACAAGUCUUUUUUGAGCUUCAAUGCCACAUCAAUUUUCUCGAAUCUCGAAUUUAAUUUAUUUCUUAUGAGAAAUUGUGAUCGCAGCAACCUUUUAUUGUUUACAACUUAAACUGAAAAAAUCAGACGGUUUGUUCUACACAGCUAUGAAAGCUUGCUCUGAUCGCUUGCCUUUUUCUUUCUAAAUUCCAUAAUUUCGUACAAAAUUGCCAGAAUCGCAUUUUCGUAGUUUUUCCACUUCUCUCAACUGAAUAACUUCCGCAGUGCGAGAAGCUGAAAUAUCCCCUCUCUCACUCUCGUCCUUCAGCAUACUUCCAUCUUUGCUGUGAGAGAAUCAAAGCGGUUUUGUUCUCUCUCGCAGAUGAGAGUGAGUGGGGAAACAUUUCGUUCGCUGAAAACUACGCGAAUAUGAUUCUGGGCUUGAAAAAGAGAAGGGAAAAGUGUCCGAUUAAAUUAGUUUAACUUUAUUUUUUUUUUUUCGCACUCACAUGCAGUUUAGAAAAAUGAGAUCAAUACUUGGUAGAGCGAAAGAAGUAAACAUUAAGAGAACAAAACAAAACCCUUUGUCAUCAUUUGUGCCAAUUUUGUAGGAAAAAAGAUGCAUGUUUGUACACUAGAUUUUGUACGUUACUCACACUCAAAAAAAUUCGCCCUUCUCGCCAUUACCAGAUAUAGGACAGAUUUUCAAUAGAACCAAAAUCAUGUGAGAAAUUCGUGAUAAGCUGCGGAAAUUGCGUGAUUUUUAAAGAUAUUUUACCAUGAAAAAUAUUCUCAGACGAAAAUAUUAUUUUCGAAAAAUCAUGCAAAUUUUGUCAGCGAUAUCCAACAGUGGUCUUUCGGAUUGUUCUGUGAGCAUUUAGUUACAUCCUGUCGUGAGCGAACACCCAACCAAAAUGGAACGCCGAAAAUUCACGAAAUCACAAAUGACCAAAAACAAUAUUUUUAUAAGAGGAAAUUACACACUUCGUACAAAUGACUAAUGUGUUAGUGACAAAAACCGGUAAGAUGUUAGUCUCUAUUUUUUCUAAACUGUUGCAUUGCGUUGGAGAAUCACACAAACACACACACCUACAAACACGAACACAAACACAACUAUUAGCUUUACGUUCCGGUUUGAGAUAAUUUUGACAAUCGUCCAACUGUUGUGUUGAUUCAUGGUACAACAAGUAGCGAAAGUGUUAGAAAGCGAUUUCGGUUCUGAAUAUAUAAGGUAGCAAGCCAUGCUCCAGCAUAGCCGGCCAUGAUUGUGUGUUUGUCAAGCAACAUGGCCUUCUAAGCCCAGGAUCGGGAGGAUUUGAAACUUUUCCAUGCAGGGUUGAAAUCGCCUACUUAUAAAUAUGUAUUAAAAACAAUUUUUGCAAUCACUUUUUUCUCUCCACUAAUCAAACGGAAAAAAGCACCGUGCGACAGGCCAAUCAUUACGCUUUGAUUUAAAGUUAAAUCACAGACGCAAAAAUGAGCAAAGAAAGCAUCCUACUUCCGCACACAUUAUAUUGCGCGAAACGAUUUAGAAUUAUUAUUAAACCCAAAUUUAAAUUCUAGUCACCCGCAGCUGAACAACAACCAAAAUCUCUAACUUGCGACAACCACAAAUGACGCAAUCAAAACUUUUUAGCCUCUAGAUUUGACGAUUUUAGUUUUCUUUUGUACAACGAGACAAAUUUGUUUUUUUGUUUAAAUUUAGCACAUGACCAAAGCCAUAAGGGAGCACAUAACUUAGAUCGACGACGUGUCACGUCUCUGGUGACGCUUUUUGCGUUAUGAUUAAGCAUUAUUUAAAGAAGAAAGAAAAAACACGAACACUGUUCACUAAAAUUUGAUCUAUUAUCACCAAAUAUGGGGAUGGAAAUCUUGCGCAUUUAGCUAAAAACAACCAUUCAAAGCAUAAUUUAAAAAAAAUACAGCUGCUAUUAUUAAAACUAAUUGAAACAAACAAAAAAGUUAGAAUAUAUUCGACGAAAUAUAUCCGCUUACAAAAUAUUAUUAGUCUAUUUUUGAAGAAAACAAAACUAAGUAGUAAAAAACGAAAAUAGUUCAGUAGUUUAAAUAAGCAAGUCAUUAAAGCAAAACUAUUGAAUGAAGCUCUAAAAUAAACUGUAAAGAUACAUACAGAAAGCUUAAUAUAAACUUCAAACCUCCAGAACAACAACAAAAACAUAUAUCAAACGUCGUCUCCGAAUCAAAGAGAUCAAACAAUAAAACACAGACAAAAAGCAACAUUGUAAAAAACUAAAUCAAUCAAACCAAGUAGGCGCGCAAGCAGACAACCAAAAAAAUCCGGAAAUUGUUCUGCAGUCAGUGACGCGAAACUAGACAUAAACGCGCGACUAAAAUUCAGGCCCUAACAUUUCUCAACCCUGGUUUGGAAUUUGUCCAAAGAGAUAACAAAAAAGAUAAAAAUUGUCACACAAACAUGAUCCUUGAUAGAGAGAAAGUGGAGAAAGAAAACAAAAACAACUAACGUAAGACGUAAGCGAACAAACAAACAACAAAAUCGUGAAACCCAAGUUGUCGAUGCACUAAAGAAAACAAAGAAAGAAUUUAAAUUAAGGGGGUAAAAGGGGAAAAAUACUAAAUCCUAGUUAAUGAAACACAAACACAAAAAGAAGCCAUAAAGCCAUAUGGUUAAAUCUGCAGAAAAGCAAGAAAUUUAGACAUUCAUCAUCAUUACAUUUACUAAGGUAAGAAGGUAAACCAGCAAGAACAAAAAAAAACAAGCAAAUCAUAUUCACAGUUCCCCUUAAGCAUACAAUUUGUUAACACAGAAAAGAAAAGAAGAAGAAAAAACAUACACAAAAAGUGAAACAAACAAGCGAUCAUUAGCUACGUAUUACUGAACAAACAAGUAAUAGUAAUUUAAUGAUACAAAUAAAAUAAUUAAGAUUGCAUAGUUACAGAACACACACACACACACAAACAA